UGUCCUCCCAGAGCCCCGCCUGGAGUUGGACUAUCGACUCGGUCGGACCCGUUUAUGCUUUUCGCCCUCUCAAUUCACUCAGACCCAACUCGCUCGCGCGCUCACUCUGCGUCUCCCUCUCCCUCUCCCUCUCCCUCCGUCCCCUCGCUCCCUCUCUCCCUGGUAGGUCAGAUGAACUGAAGAAAAAUGGAGAAGGGUAAAGAGACAACUAACGAAGAAGAGCGCCCAGUGGAAGUGGAUGAAGGGGAACUAACCAACAUUGAGUUGAGCGCUUCAACGGUCUCUCGGGGACUGAUUGAUGACUUUGCCAAUGACAAUCUAUUAGGAAAAAUUGUACGUAGCGAGGAAGAGGCAUACACGUUGUACAAUGAGUAUGCAUAUGAGAAAGGAUUUAGUAUUCGGAAGGCUAAGUCCAGAUACUAUGAGGGGACAAGACUUAUUCGCCAGAAGGAAUAUGUUUGUUCGAAGGAGGGUUUCAAAGAAGACCCCACCCCUUCUGAGACCCCAAGCUACAACAGAUUGGAUGUUAGGACCGGCUGUAAGGCAAUGAUACGUUUCACCGUGAAAGAUGAUGAGUGGAAGGUCACUCAUUUCAUCGCGGAACAUAACCAUGAAUUGGCAAGUACAGAAGAGAGGCACCUGUUAAGGUCCGCAAGGAAUUUUAGGAGGCCGAAACCUCGUUUAUUGAAUUCUGUGGAGACACUAACUUUGACCACCGAAAAUACUGGCUUUGUCCAGCGGGAUCAGAAUCCUGCGAGCGAGCAAAAUCUCGUGUUUAUAGAGGGGGGAGAUGCUCAAAGCUUGUGUCAAUGGUUCAAGAAGAAGAAGAAUGGUGAUAUCAUGUUUUUCCAUGAUGUACAGUUAGACCAGGAAGGCCGGGUGACCAACUUCUUCUGGUGUGAUGGUAGGUCUCGGAUUGAUUACGGGUAUUUUGGAGAUGUGGUCGUCUUUGAUACUACCUAUCGUAUAAACAAAUACAAUCUGAUAUGUGCUCCGUUCUUCGGAAUCAAUCAUCACCGGGCAAAAGUGAUGUUCGGGUGUGCGUUCUUGUUGGACGAGACAAGCACAUCUUUUAUCUGGCUCUUUAAAUCUUUUCUAGAGUCAAUGGGGAACAAAGCUCCAAGAACAAUAGUCACCUAUCAGGAUGAUGCAGCGUUAAUUCAGGCAGUUGAAGAGGUUUUUCCAGAUACUAGCCAUAUAAUUUGCCCGUGGCAUAUUGUGAAGAAAGCUUCGUCACAUUUGGCUGGCCUCUAUUCAAAUCCAGCUUUUGCCCAACUGUUCCGCAAAUGUGUGCAACAGUGCAACAUGGAGUCUGAGUUUGAAGAAACAUGGCAAAGAAUGGUGGAGGAGUAUGACUGCAAGAAUCACUCUUGGCUUAAAACCAUAUACAGGUAUCGUCAGAAAUGGAGCACGGCUUUCUCAAGCAACUCGUUCUCCUGUGGUGUCAUCUCAUCCCAGAGGAACGAGUGCGUGGAUAUUUUUGGUGGAAUCUCCAGCAGCAAGAUUACGUGCCUCACAAGGUUUGCCAUUGAGGUUGACGAGCUAGUUGCUCGCUGGCGUGACUCGGAGUUAAAAUCGAACUUUAGAUGCAAGCAAGGGGCCCCUCCCCUUGUCAUCAAGAAGAGCAGUAUUUGUCAUCAGGCAGCCCAGAUUUAUACCCACAAGAUCUUCGAGCUGUUUGAGCAGGAGUAUUUGGAAGGAGUGGGUGCGCUGAGGUGUACUGAGCUUAGCUCAAGCGGAACCUUGUGCACUUAUCGGAUGGUUGGCGACAUGGAUGAUCAGAAGGAGCAUAUCGUGCAGUUUGACUCCUCUGCUUUGAAUAUUUCGUGUUCCUGCAAGAAGUUCGAGUGCAUGGGUAUCCUCUGUUCUCAUUGCUUGAGUUGUCUCCACAUGAAGAAUGUGAAUGCUAUUCCUCAUCAAUAUAUUCUAAAACGGUGGACGAAAAGUGCCAGAGAUCGAGCUCCUAGUCACGAUCUAAUGGACACAAAUAGGAGGGAGACUGAGGUCGAGUACCACACCGAAAUGAUGCGGUGGGCUUAUGAUAUGAUCACGAGAAGCCAGAAGAGUCCAAUUACAAGAGUCUUGUUGAGGGAUAGCUUCCGCCAAAUAGAUCAAGAGCUUAAGAGAGUGGAGGCAGAUUUGGAAUUGAAUGUCGCGAAUAAUGCCCAAGCGAGUGGCAAUUCUGGGAAGCGUAAGAAAAAUGCAAGCAAUGAAUCCUUAAAAUCCAGAAAAAUCAAUGACCGAGCAGUGGACAACUCCGUGCAAGCCAAUGCUCAUGCUAACAUCCCGUUUGAUAUUGUUAACUUAAAUCAAGGAUCAAUUGAUUUGAGUACAGCACCAUUCUACCCUUUCUCCCCGCAGUAUCUCCAACAUGCCCAUUUCGCUGCUCAGGAAGCCGAGCAAUUUCAACGCAAUAAUUGACCACACAUAUCUCUCACUGUAACUUGGGCCGAUUGGAGAGAGAUGUUUAUAAGGCUAUUGCAAGUGGAAUUUCUGGCAGUCCUUUCUGCCGGCUUCUGAAAAUACUGGUUUCGAGCUGUUCAGUUUGGGAAAGGGAAGGGAACUCUUUUUACUUAUAGCAGGGGGUAAAGUGUAGUGAAGCUGCUACUGAUGUGCAAGUGCAGAUAGUUUUUUAAGUUUUUCAGAUUGGUGGUUGUUAAGAUGUGUAGUGUAAAUUAAUUAUCUUCGUUUUUCUAUAUAUAUAUAUAUAGCUGAAGAAGAAAUGGUAGGAGUGUUAGCUCUUAAGAAUGCGCUGAUAAUGAAAUUUUGUCCGAUUUUGAAAUUAUUUUUACAAGUUUUCCUGAUUUCACAUAAAUGAUAUUAAGAAUGCGGAUGUGAUUCUCCUGUU
Molecule: messenger RNA, 2848 nt
Organism: Punica granatum (pomegranate)
Lineage: Eukaryota; Viridiplantae; Streptophyta; Magnoliopsida; Myrtales; Lythraceae
Source: RefSeq, a predicted model, not a curated record